Molecule: messenger RNA, 1532 nt
Organism: Clupea harengus (Atlantic herring)
Lineage: Eukaryota; Metazoa; Chordata; Actinopteri; Clupeiformes; Clupeidae
Product: polymeric immunoglobulin receptor-like
Biological process (GO): response to bacterium
Source: RefSeq, a predicted model, not a curated record
CGAGUAAAGCAUGUUUUUUUUUUCCGAGGUGGGCUUGAGUUGUUUUCUUCUAGCCAAUGACGACAUCUUUCAACCCUCCCACAAAGUUGCAUGUGCCUCGAUGCAGAUGUUCAUUUGACAUCAAGACGUGAAGGAAAGAACAAUGGCAUGUCCAGACAUACAGCCCACGAUGAUCAGAAUUUGUACUACAAUUUUGCUGUUUUGCAAACUUUACAUGGCACAAACUGGGAUUCUUCAGCAGACCGGGCGGGUAACCCGAGCUCACCUGGGUGAAAGUGUCACCCUGGAGUGCUACUUCUCCCAGGAGCAGAAGGAGAAGCGUUUCUACUGGUUCAAACAGACUUCAGGGAACAAACCCUCGGUAGUGGUACGGUCGCAAGCACACACUGAGACUGUUUUUUCUGAAGAUUUUAACCCUGCACGGUUCAAACCAGACAAAGGAAAGGCGCACUUCCAUCUAACCAUUGCAAAUAUAAGUCACUCAGACGAGGGGAUGUACCUCUGUGGAAUGAAAGUGUCAUAUGAGGUGAUGUUUGGAAAUGGAACAUUUUUGGCAGUUGAAGGUGAUCAAGGGUGUGCUGCUACCACAGUGGUCCAAGCCCCGUUACCAGCCCCGGUUUACCCAGGAGGCUCUGUGACUCUGCAAUGCACAGUCCUGACUGAGAAACCAGCGGAGGACUUCAGAGGUCGUCAGGAAUUCAGAGGUCGUCAGGAGGUCAGAGUGCUCUGGAUCAGACGGUCUUCAGGAGAUUCCCAUCCAGGACUUAUCUACUCUCCCACAAACUGCAGCAGUGAGUGUGAGGAGCACUGUGUCUACAGCCUUUCCAUGAAUAAUCUCGGGCCCGCUGACAGUGGAAUUUAUUACUGUGUCGUGGACAUAUGUGGUCAAGUCCGCUUUGGGAAUGGAACAGUGCUGGAAAUGAGAUCCUCAGCAUUGUUAAACACCGCAGUAAUCAGUUUGGGAGGCGUAUUGGUUGCAUGCAUUUGCAUUGUAGGGAUCUGGCUUAGCUGCAAUGGAAGAGAGUGUGAUCGCAGCACAGAAUCUCCAACUGAUCACUUUGAAACACAGGAGGAUGUCGCUGACACUACGCAGGUCAGUUAUGCAGCGGUUGAAUUCUCAGAGAGGAAACCCAAAGCAAGCAAGAAGAAGGAGAGGGCCACUGACACAUGGCGGUGUGUAUCCUGAUUAUCCACGUCAUGAACAGCCAACCUUCUAAACGUACCUUAAAACUGGCAUCGCAUAUAACAUUUAGGCCGAUCUAACCAUAGAUAUCUCACCAUCUGAUAUCUUCAUCUCCGUCUGACAAUUUAAUAUACUGAAGCACACAAGUCUACAUUUGUUUAGUAAAUGGACAGAUAUUCUCGUAGCUUGAUUGUUCUCUCCUUUGUACGUCGCUUUGGAUAAAAGCGUCUGCUAUAUGACUAAAUGUAAAUGUAAUAUGGUAUGGAACAAUGACUAGAAACAUUUUGUAUACAGUUACAUACAUUUGUAAAGACAAAAGUGAUGAUAAUAAAGUUAUGUUUUAUAAUAA